CUCUCGAUCUCAUUCUCCUUCCUUAUCGCCGACUGCAUCUCUCGAUCUCCUUCUCCCUUAUCGCCGACGGAUUCUCUCUCGUAUCUCUCCUCUGCCACCGGCGAGACCCUCUCCGAUUGAGCCCAUUGGCCUCCGUCGCGCUGCCUUUCUCAAAAAAUCGCCCUCCGAUUUUCUUAUUACAGUUUCUAGCGAUAGAUCUGACCUCGACCUGGCAGAUCCCCUUCCACCGGGAGCGAACGGGGCCAAGAUUCGUGUCGGAGAAGCUCGACGGUCGGGCCAGACGCUGGUGUCGAAAACGCCGAUGAUGACAUCAAAAUCGUAGUCCGACUCGGACCAGGGCCUGCACUGGUUUCCUUCUUCCCGAUCGCCGACGCUCUGCUUCUUCCGGGUCGCCACUCGCAGGAGACGCUCUGCUUCUUCCGGGUCGCCACUCGCAGGCGGGGCUCUCCUUCUUCCUGGUCGUUAAGGAUUAUAGAACUUUGUGUUUGUUCUAACAAAAGAGAUCAUUGUCAGGUGUGGGCCAAAAAAUUUGGGUACAUACUAGAAGAAGAAGAUGAGCAACAAGUGAAUUUGGCGCAAGGGUAAGAUGAAGUGCAAGGAGCUGUCAUUUGUAAUGUAUGUAGUACUGAUUUGUAAAUCAUAGCUUGUACUAUUUAUCAAUAACGUUUGCAUUUUUGGCAAUCUGUCAGGAUUCACCCACCUAGAAUUCCAUGGUACAAAGUCUUGUGGAGUAUAUUUCUUGUUCUCAGGCAUCGUUUUCCUGACUUUGUUGGUGCUCUGGAAUAGAAUCAAAACUUUAGUGCAACACAAAAGCUAGGGAUUUGCAAGCUCCCUGAUAAUUGUUUGAUGUGUGAUAUGGUAGCAGAAACCAAUGAUCAUCUCGUUCUUCAGUUGUCCCUUCUCAAAAGCAGUGUUAGCUGGUUUAUUUCCUUUGAUAAACCUGGGCAAAUGAUUGAAAUGGGAUUGUGGUGAUUAGAAUUUGUAGUCUAGUAGUAUAGUUCAUCCGAGUGGAAGAAAUGGGAUGGUUCGACUGAAAACUGCAUAUCGUAAUCCAAAUCGGUAGUCCGUAUUAUUGAUAUGAAAUGAUUGAAACACGAUUUAUUCCAGACGCUUCAGUUGGGAUUCGGUGAAAGCCGUCUGUAGAUAACUCUGUAUUUCCUGCACAAGUUGUGGCGAUCAUGAAACACGACCUGACAAUGGCUGAGUACAACAGUUGUAGGACAGUGGAGGAGAGCAAUAAAUGUAAAACGGAGAUUGAAGAUGCUCAUCGCUCUCUGUUCCUUAGCAAUGAUGAUAAAGAACAGAGCAGAAGAACAGUAGUGUAAGAAGUAAACAGAAGGCAAGAGAGAAGAUACAACUUUCCCAAUUCAUUCGUUCUGAAAAUCGGAACUUUUUUAUGUACACACACUGGACCAGACAGCACACUGCUAAUGAUGUUCAUCAGCUUUGGCCUACUUCAGCCCCGACAUUUCAAAUUUAGCCAUUGAGAAGAGGGAAAUGGUGUGGAGAAGUGGAAGUACCACAUCCAGAUUUAAGAGUCUGGGGUUGGUAAUUACACCUAGGGGUGGGAAACGGUGCGGUUGCGGUUAACUGCACCGCAAUUUGCGGUUAACCGUAACCGCAAAACACCCAUAUUAGCCAACCGCGACCGCGUCUCUCACGGUUAGCGGUUAACCAAAAACCGCAAAACGCGGUUAGCGGUGAACCGCGGUUUAUGGUUGUCAAAACCGCAACAUUGAUGAUGGGCGGCACUGCGGCAGCGGGGCAGGGGAGCAGACCUCGACCUGGCUGGAAGAGGGCCACCGGCCACGAGGUGACGUCGGGUCGGAUGGCAGCGGGACGCCGGGGACAGCGCAAAGCGAAGCUUCUUGUUCGACCACUAAGCCUGAACAGAACAGAGGGACGCCGCGCCGGGGAGUGGGGACGGGUGACGUCAUCGUCGGGGACUUCCAGGGGCAGGGACGGCAGGACGGUGGCGGUCGGAAUGGCAGCGGCGCAGCGGGAGGGGAGUCAACAGUCAACUAGUCAAGGGUCUUCGAAGGGGUGAAGGACUGAAGGGGAUUAGGGUUUUGGACUUUUGUGUUUAACUGUUUGCCGUUUGGUCUUUCAAUUUUUUGUUUCUCCAGGACGAGGAGAAGUGGGGGAGGGGCCGGGUCGGGUUUAUGGGCUGGGCUGGGGUCAAUUUUGGGAUGGGCUGGGGUAAACUAUGGGCUGGGUCUUGGGUCGCGGUUAGCCUUGCGGUUAUAUGUAUUUGCGGUUUGCGGUUUAGCUGGGGUCAAUUUUGGGAUGGGCUGGGGUAAACUAUGGGCUGGGUCUUGGGUCGCGGUUAGCCUUGCGGUUAUAUGUAUUUGCGGUUUCGGUUGCGGUUAAACCGCAAACCGCAAAACAACCCAUAUCGCCAACCGCGACCGCAAAAUAGGCCAAAUAUGCGGUUUGCGGUUAACCAAUAACCGCGCGGUUUCGGUGCGGUUAUCGGUUUAACCGCGAAACCGCAACCGUUUUCCCAGCCCUAAUUACACCGCAUGUAAUAAUGUGAGAGGGUCUUUAGAUUGGAGUGAUGGAUGGAUGAGGACAAAGCACAUCAAAAGUAUUAGAAUGCACACUAUAAAUCUUAUAAAACAUA
This is a messenger RNA of Linum trigynum, 2623 nucleotides long. Lineage: Eukaryota; Viridiplantae; Streptophyta; Magnoliopsida; Malpighiales; Linaceae. The record is from the annotation of a GenBank genome assembly.